Messenger RNA from Balaenoptera acutorostrata (minke whale), 1965 nucleotides. RefSeq names its product V-type proton ATPase subunit B, brain isoform-like. Gene Ontology annotation, cellular component: proton-transporting V-type ATPase, V1 domain. Gene Ontology annotation, molecular function: ATP binding; proton-transporting ATPase activity, rotational mechanism. The record is from RefSeq and is a predicted model, not a curated record. Lineage: Eukaryota; Metazoa; Chordata; Mammalia; Artiodactyla; Balaenopteridae. Gene Ontology annotation, biological process: ATP metabolic process; proton transmembrane transport.
CAUUGCUGGGCACAAAGGAGAGACAGAUGAGCUGGCCUACAUCUCAACCAAAGAGUACUGGUUUGAUGGGCGGGAGAAGUCCGUGGUGUGCACCGUGUCGUCAGAUGGCUCCGUGUGUGCCUGGGAUCUGCAAGAGGGCACGGAGAUCUGUCGAGCCCUCUACAGCCUGCAGCUCUGGUGAAUUUGGUGACUUACCCUCGGCUGCAACUGGUUGUCACCGUGGACGAGCGGGGACUGAUCAAAGUAUGGAAAGCAGAGAACGGGUGUGAGCAAGCCUCCUGCCUGCCUACAUACUGUGACUUUCCAGAAGGCCCCCUCCUGCUGGUAUGCAAUCCAUAUGGAAUUGAUUUUUAUGUAUGGUAUGAGGGUUUCACAGAUGUGAUUUCAGGAUGGAGUUGGAAAAGUGAGAGUCCACUACUGCAGAAGAAACAAAAGGACAGAUUCCUCUUCAGUGUACUGAAGGAGAGUGAUGAUGACAACUGCUUUUCUUGCUGAACUUGAGAAAAUAAUAAAAAUAAAGAGGUGAAGAACAGGUUAGUGAGCUGAUUUCUCAUCGGAAACCAUGGAGGCCAGAUGCAGUAGUAUUGCAGGAAAAUGGGGCAUAAGAGGAUGGUCAGGUCUCAGUUUCCCAGAUAUGCUGAGAUUGUGCACUUAACACUACCUGAUGGCACGAAGAGGAGUGGGCAAGCUCUAGAAGUUAGUGGUUCCAAAGCAGUGGUUCAGGUAUUUGAAGGGACUUCAGGUAUAGAUGCCAAGAAGACAUCCUGUGAGUUUACUGGGGAUAUUCUCUGAACGCCAGUGUCUGAGGAUAUGCUUGGUCGGGUAUUCAAUGGCUCAGGAAAACCCAUCGACAAAGGUUCUGUUGUACUGGCUGAAGACUUCCUUGAUAUCAUGGGCCAGCCAAUCAAUCCUCAGUGUCGAAUCUAUGCAGAGGAGAUGAUUCAGACCGGCAUUUCGGCCAUAGAUGGCAUGAACAGUAUUGCUAGGGGGCAGAAAAUUCCUAUCUUCUCUGCUGCUGGCUUACCGCACAAUGAGAUUGCAGCUCAAAUCUGUCGCCAGGCUGGUUUGGUAAAAAAAUCCAAAGAUGUAGUGGACUACAGUGAGGAAAAUUUUGCGAUUGUAUUUGCUGCUAUGGGUGUAAACAUGGAAACUGCCCGGUUCUUCAAACCUGACUUUGAAGAAAAUGGCUCAAUGGACAACGUCUGCCUCUUUUUGAACUUGGCUAACGACCCAACUAUUGAGCGAAUUAUCACUCCUCGCUUGGCUCUAACCACGGCCGACUUCCUGGCCUAUCGGUGUGAGAAACAUGUAUUGGUUAUCCUAACAGACAUGAAUUCUCAUGCUGAAGCACUUCGAGAGGUUUCAGCAGCCAGGGAAGAGGUUCCUGGUCGACGAGGUUUCCCAGGUUACAUGUAUACAGAUUUAGCCACAAUAUAUGAACGCACUGGUAGAGUGGAAGGUAGAAAUGGCUCUAUUACUCAAAUUCCUAUUCUCACCAUGCCUAACGAUGAUAUCACUCACCCCAUCCCUGACUUGACUGGAUAUAUUACAGAGGGGCAGAUCUAUGUGGACAGACAGCUACACAACAGACAGAUUUACCCGCCUAUUAAUGUGCUGCCCUCGUUGUCUCGGUGAAUGAAGUCUGCUACUGGAGAAGGUAUGACCAGAAAGGAUCACGCCGAUGCAUCUAACCAGCUGUAUGCAUGCUAUGCUAUUGGUAAGGAUGUGCAGGCCAUGAAAGUCGUAGUUGGAGAAGAAGCCCUUACCUCAGAUGAUGUGCUUUACUUGGAAUUUCUGCAGAAGUUUGAGAGGAACUUCAUUGCUCAGGGUCCUUACGAAAACCGCACUGUCUAUGAACUGGACAUUGGCUGGCAACUGCUCCGAAUCUUCCCCAAAGAAAUGCUGAAGAGAAUCCCUCAGAGCACCUUGAGCGAAUUCUACCCUCGAGACUCUGCAAAGCAUUAG